AUGAAUGCGUCGUCUGCACACACAUACGGGCAUCCAUGCAACAGCGUGGAAGCAGGAAUGAUCUAUCAACCAACGCAAUUGCGGAGUACAAUACAUAGGAGAGACUGGCAGAUCAAUGUGAAGAAAUUACUCAAGUCUGAGACAAUGCCCAGCGACUCAUCCAUGUAUUUCGCCAUGAUAGCUUUCAUAUUUUGCUUAUGCAUAGAGUUUCUGGGUAAUUUUAUCUUAGUUGAUAGUGUACUAUCUCUACAUGACGGACUGGAACAACUUCCAAAACAGAUAAACGUGACCUCUAAAGGCAGUUUUGUGUCAGCAUUUGGUGAAAAUCUCCAUUGUAACUUCGACAAUGAUGAACGACUACUGCGUGCGGAGACGGAACAAACAAUAGCCAACAUCAAAAGCUUGGCACAGUCAUUAUGUUCACAGCUUGACACGAGCCUCAUUGAUUCCAUAGUUGUGAAAGAGCAGUUGUUGCGAACGAACAUGAAUAAAUGGAAAAAUUCUUUGAACGGGUUCGUUGGUGAGAUGAAUGUAGGCAAUAAAUUAAGUGAAGUUGACCAAGUUCUGAAUGCAAAGUGCGGUAUUAUAAAACACGAUCUAGAGGAAACGCGCAAUGUCAUGACUGACCUUUGUAGUGAAAUCAAAUCAUCUUUCAAUGAAACUGAUAAACAUCAUGAAGCAAUUGUAUCUGAGCUGUCGCUAUACAAAGACAUUAUUGAUGGGAUGUUAAUGAAGAUUAACACUGAAGCAAAUCUAUUUCGAGUGAAAACCUACACAAUUUUGGAACAAGAAAACUAUGUUGGUAAACUUGGUCUCAGCCUCUUAAUCACUAUUCUGCUUCCAUCCGUCCUUAUAAUUUUUUCACUGAUAGGUUUAUUUUUCCUACUUGUGAGGUACUUAGCUGACUGCUUCAAGGAGUCCGGCGAGCAGAAAUAUGCGAUGCGAGGGUGGCCAUCUCGUCUGGGGGCAUGCACACUGGGCUUUGGUGGUUACAUAGCUUUGACAAUUGCGAUUGUCUCAAUUAUUCUUUUAGUCGUUUACUUCAUUCUUGCUUUUACUUCCAUGUAUAUCUGCGUAGGUCUAUUUGAAGACGAGGAACUGCGUGUCUUAUUUGCCCUUCCUAAGCAGGAAAUCCGCAUUAAAAUUGCCACGAGGAACAUAACACUAACACUGCAUGAUACACUGUACAAAUGUAGGAAUGAAUACAGUUUCUUUGAUGCUAUAAAUGGUGAACAGAUAUGGGCCAAAAAAGAGCUCAAAAGCAAGCUGUCGGCAUUGCGUAAAACUAGUUUUCGAAGAACAAUUCGUAAUUUUCAAAUCAACGAAACACUGACAGAGAAUCUAGAAGCCCUGUUCCUGCAAUUAGAGCCCUGUCUCGGUAACAUCACAAGUGCUUGCCGAAGCAUUCAGCCCGGGACAUCAGUUUCACGAAAUAUGCAGGAUGACUGUGCUUCGCUGACGAAAAACCUUGCCGAAUUUGUGGACAACAUUAAGCAAGCUUUCCAGAUGCUUUCCUUACUGAGCUCCAGAAGUCGCAGAGAUAAGUUUGCAAAAGAAGUUAGUGAUUUAAUGGUGCAGCUUGAAGACAAAAUUGUGCUGAGAGUUGCAAAUCUCUUGAAGAGUAUGAAUGACUUGUCGCCACAAUGCAAAGCAUUGCUAUCCAUAUGGGAUGAUUUUGGUUUUUAUGUAUGCAAGAUUGUGGCUACUCCAGCUCAAGGAUUAUGGGUGGCUUGUGCCGUGACAGCGAUUGGAGCAUUGGCCGUCUACUCGGCAUUAUUCAAGGCAACAGCAUUUUUGAAGAGAUUCGAAGAAGAUUCUGAGGAAGAGGAAGUCGUGAUUGGACAAUCCUCAUCAAGCAGAAGUCGAACCCAUAAAUCCUCGCAUGAUUCACGCGUGGGAGUGAGAAAGAGCGGAUCUGAAGGGAGCGCAAAAAGACGAUCGAGAAAAUCAAAAUCGAAGAAAGCAAGAUCAAGGAAAUCAAGAUCGAGGAAGUCAAGAUCAAGGAAGUCAAGGUCAAGGAAAUCGAAAUCUAAGAAACAUUCUAAAAGUGCCAAGAAAGCUCAAGAUAUGAAGCCUAAUCAAACAUUGGGGGAGUCGCCGGCUGUUACACCUAAGCACCAACUGCGAGAAAGCGCUGGACGGGCGCCCUACAGUUUGGGAUCACUAUGAUUAGACAUUUUUGAAUCAAAAAAGCAUUUUUGAAAUUAUUCUUAUCAGUCAUAUUGUCUUCAAUGUCCACUUGUCGCAUUUAAUCGAAACUUGUAAAGAAUGUCAAUUAGAUAUUGUCUCAAUUUUUGGCUCUUGCAAGUUUCACAUAUAGCAACCAACCCAAAAUGCAUCCUAAGCCAUCACAAAAUAUAAUUCAAGACUUUCGAUUCUCCUGCAUUAUGUUCACUUAUGUGUCAUAACGAAUAAACCAAGCGUAAGUGAAUGGCAGAUCCCAUGGGGGUAGGGGAACGAAAGCCGCCAAUUUGAGCC
This is a messenger RNA of Cylicocyclus nassatus, 2478 nucleotides long. The record is from the annotation of a GenBank genome assembly. Lineage: Eukaryota; Metazoa; Nematoda; Chromadorea; Rhabditida; Strongylidae.